GCUGAUGGCGUGCGUGCGGGCGCAUGCGCGGUCCGCUGCGUGAGCGAAGCGGGGAGUCGGGUUCAAAGGAGGAAAUAUGGCGGAAAACAAAGGAGGAGGAGGAGGCGGCAGCGGCGGAGGGGACGGGGGCCGCGGAGGCCGGGCCGGCGGGGGGAGGCCCCGAGCUCGCCUCAGUUGCCGCCCCCGCCGCCCCGGCGCCCGCGGCCUCCUCGGCGGGCCUGGCCUCCCCUUCCCCGCCCGCCCCGGCCCCGCCUGAGGAGAGGGAGAGCCCCGCGGCGGAGAAGGAGAAGGAGAAGGCCCCGGGGGAGGCGGAGGCCGCGGUGGCGCUGAGCGGAGGCCCGGCUCCGGCGCCGUUGGGCGCCCCUCCCGCCGCCGCCCCCGCCCCCAACGCGGCCCCGCUCUCGCUGCUGGACACCUGCGCCAUGUGUACGCAGAGCCUGCAGAGCCGGGAGGCCGAGCCCAAGCUGCUGCCUUGCCUGCACUCCUUCUGCCGCCGCUGCCUGCCCGAGCCCGAGCGGCAGCUCAACGUGCCCGUCCCCGGCGGCGCCAACGGGGACAUCCAGCAGGUUGGUGUGAUCAGGUGUCCAAUCUGUCGCCAGGAAUGCAGGCAAAUAGAUUUGGUAGAUAACUACUUUGUCAAAGACACAUCUGAAGUACCCAGCAGCUCUGAUGAGAAAUCUGAACAGGUGUGUACCAGCUGUGAAGAUAAUUCUAGCGCUGUUGGCUUCUGUGUGGAAUGUGGUGAAUGGCUGUGCAAAACAUGCAUAGAAGCUCAUCAACGAGUAAAAUUUACUAAGGAUCAUAUGAUCAGAAAGAAGGAAGAUGUCUCUUCAGAGGCAGUUGGAGCAUCUGGUCAGCGUCCUGUCUUCUGUCCAGUACACAAACAAGAACAGUUAAAACUUUUCUGUGAAACCUGCGACAGAUUGACAUGCAGAGACUGUCAGUUACUGGAACACAAGGAACAUAGGUAUCAGUUUUUGGAAGAAGCAUUUCAGAAUCAAAAGGGUGCUAUAGAGAAUCUCUUAGCUAAACUUCUUGAAAAGAAGAAUUACGUUAAUUUUGCAGCUACUCAAGUACAAAAUAGGAUAAAAGAAGUAAAUGAUACAAACAAAAGAGUAGAACAGGAAAUCAAAGUGGCUAUUUUUACCCUCAUUAAUGAAAUCAAUAAAAAGGGAAAAUCUCUUUUGCAGCAACUUGAGGCUGUGACGAAGGAGAGGCAGAUGAAGCUAAUACAACAGCAGAAUGAUAUCAGUGGUCUCUCAAGGCAGGUGAAACAUGUGAUGAACUUCACAAAUUGGGCCAUUGCAAGUGGUAGCAGCACUGCCUUGCUUUAUAGCAAGCGUUUGAUCACGUUCCAGCUGCGACAUAUUUUAAAAGCACGAUGUGAUCCUGUCCCAGCUGCUAAUGGAGCAGUACGCUUCCAUUGUGAUCCCACAUUCUGGGCAAAGAAUGUAGUCAACUUAGGUAACCUUGUUAUUGAAAAUAAGCCAACCCAAGGCUACACUCCUAAUGUAGUAGUGGGACAAGUUCCUCCAGGAACAAACCAUAUCAACAAACCUCCAGGGCAAAUUAAUCUUGCACAGCUUCGGCUCCAGCAUAUGCAACAGCAGGUGUUCGCACAACAAAAGCACCAGCAGUUACAACAGAUGAGGAUGGGGCAGCCUGCAGGGCCAAUCGCUCGCCAGGCAGGCCCACAGAUGCUGCAACAGCAGCCUCCAAGAUUGAUAAGUAUGCAGACCAUGCAGAGAGGUAUGAAUUGCGGUGCUUUCCAAGCCCACCAGAUGAGAAUGGCACAGAACGCAGCUCGUCUUCCAGGGAUCCCACGCCACAAUGGGCCUCAGUACUCCAUGAUGCAGCCGCACUUACAGAGACAAGUAUACGCUCAUUCAAACCCAGGUCAUGCUGGUCCCUUCCCAGUUGUUUCAGUGCACAAUAAUACUAUCAAUCCAACAAGUCCUACAACAGCCACCAUGGCCAAUGCUAACCGUGGUCCCACAAGCCCAUCUGUAGCAGCAAUAGAGCUUAUUCCUUCUGUAACCAACCCAGAGAACCUACCUUCAUUACCAGAUAUUCCUCCCAUACAGCUGGAAGAUGCUGGUUCCAGUACCUUAGAUAAUUUACUAAGUAGAUAUAUUGCAGGCAGCCAUCUACCACCACAACCAUUAAGCAGUAUGAAUCCUUCCCCUGGGCCCUCAGCCUUGUCUCCAGGCUCAUCAGGUUUGUCCAAUUCCCACACCCCUGUGAGACCACCUAGUACCUCCAGCACAGGCAGUAGAGGCAGUUGUGGCUCCUCUGGCAGAACUGUUGAGAAGAAUAAUAUUAGUUUCAAGCCUGACCAUGUUAAAGUUAAGCAAGAGCCUGGCACAGAAGAAGAGGUAUGCAGUUACUCCGGACCAGUAAAGCAAGAGAAAACAGAGGAUGGCAGGAGAAGCGCCUGUAUGCUUAGCAGUCCUGAGAGUAGUUUGACACCACCACUAUCUUCAAACUUGCAUUUGGAAAGCGAGUUGGAACCACUGGGAAGAAUAGAAAACCAUGUAAAAACUGAACCAGCAGACCUGAGUGAAAGCUGCAAACAAUCUGGACAUGGUCUUGUAAAUGGAAAGUCUCCAGUGCGUAGCCUCAUGCAUCGAUCAGUUAGGACUGGAGGAGAAGGCAACAACAAAGACGAGGAUCCUAAUGAGGACUGGUGCGCUGUGUGCCAAAAUGGGGGAGACCUGCUCUGUUGUGAAAAGUGCCCAAAGGUUUUCCACCUCACGUGUCAUGUACCCACUCUCCUCAGCUUUCCAAGUGGAGAAUGGAUAUGUACAUUUUGCCGAGAUCUUAGCAAACCUGAAGUAGAAUAUGAUUGUGAUAACUUGCAGCAUAGUAAGAAGGGGAAAACUGCGCAAGGUUUGAGUCCUGUGGACCAAAGGAAAUGUGAGCGCCUCCUGCUUUACCUAUAUUGCCAUGAGCUGAGCAUUGAAUUCCAAGAGCCGGUUCCAGCUUCGAUACCAAACUACUAUAAAAUAAUAAAGAAACCAAUGGAUUUAUCUACAGUAAAGAAAAAGCUACAGAAGAAGCAUUCCCAACACUACCAGACGCCUGAUGAUUUUGUGGCAGAUGUACGGUUGAUCUUCAAAAACUGUGAAAGGUUUAAUGAAAUGAUGAAAGUUGUUCAAGUUUAUGCAGAAACACAAGAGAUUAAUUUGAAGGCCGAUUCAGAAGUAGCACAGGCAGGGAAGGCAGUUGCAUUAUACUUUGAAGAUAAACUUACAGAGAUCUACCCAGACAGGACCUUCCAGCCUUUACCUGAAUUUGAGCAAGAAGAGGACGAUGCUGAAGUAACGGAUGAUUCAGAUGAAGAUUUUAUACAGCCACGUAGAAAACGUCUAAAAUCAGAUGAGAGACCAGUGCAUAUAAAGUAACCUGAUUGAAAUGGACCUAAACUAUUGUAAAAAGAAACAUAUUUAAGUGUUCCUGGAAUAUUAUCAUCCCUUCGGUGGCCAUCGUAUUGAAGCUGAUAGUAUUCAGACAGUAUUAGAUUACAAAAAGCAUUGUACAGAAACAUUCUCGUCAAAAGGGGGGAAAGCUUUCAACUUCUGUUCUUGAUUUUGUGUUUUAGUUUUUUAGUGUUUGGUUUUUUCAUUUUUCAGUCCCUCAUUUCUCAUAUACAGAGGUGAACGUUGAUAAAGCAGCGAGUUUUUAUAAAUUGAAAUUUGUACAAUUGAACUCUUAUCACUACUUAGUAAGCAUUUCUGCAAGAGUGGACCAAGGCAGUGAUGUUUCACUUUCAUACUGGGCUGCGGUUUACACUUGAGAAACCUUCCUCAAGAUCCUCUUCAUGCAACACUGAGUGUGAAUUGGAUUGUUUUUAUUCGGUGUCUCAUUUAAGUGGUAUUGCAAGUAUCAUAUUCCUAUUGGGUCAAGUAGCUAGGUUUUGCUUUCUUUUACUGACCUUGUAUAGAAGUAUCGUAAGUUGAUCAUUAAAUAAUUUUGAAUUGGAGAAUGCAGGAGUGCGAGUUCUUCAUAUGUCCCUCAUUAAGUCUGGUUGCAAUCAAUACUUUUUCAGUAGGAUUCAUGCUGUCGAGUGGAAGUCCUGUGCACAGCACACUUAAGUGAGUAUCCUCUUGGAAUUUAUUAAUCCUAUUUUUCUUCCCCUCAGAGGCAGGAUGUUGGCUGGAAAAUUGGUUAUAUAGAUUUUAGGAACUUCAGUAUUGAGACUGUAAGGUUAAAAAAUGGUUACUGACUAUCCAGUCUUCCCUAAUAAUAGUUUCUGAUAUACCACUAUCAGCAAACAGUAACUUUUGUCAACUACCAAAUGUGUAAAAUUUCCUAUAUUCACUCUGUCUUAUUUGUAAAUAUUGGUACUGUAAAUUCUUCAGACAGCAACAUUUGCUGGGCUGUUUUUAAGCUAAUAUGUAUUCUUAGCAAUGUUCCUAAUGAAGAACAGGUUUGUAAUAUGCUCUGUUUCUAAAACCAUUCAUAGUUUAAAGUUCUGUAUUAUUUUGUUAGAGCUACUCAAGAGUUUUCUUCAGAAGCAGCUUAAAUAUCUAAGAGAGAGUGAAAAAAAAAAAGCCCAUGAAAACAGAGUUACUCGUCCAUCAUGUAAAAAUUAGAACCUUUACAUGGAUCAGUAUACCAGACUGCUUGGUAGAUAAUGAUUACAGGAAGGCCCAUUAUGAUAAUCUGCAUGCUUUGAUGACAACAUUGAGAACAGAAAUAUAUUUGCAUUAUUAUAAUUUACUUUUGAAGAAGUAAUAUUUUUACAUUCAGUUGCACCAUUUUCAAGCCAUUCUCCAUAGUACUUUUAUUAUGCCAAUGUCAAAGAAUGCAAACCACACUAAGGUGUCUGCAGUAAUAGAUCCCUGAUUUGUCAUGGUUCAGAGUGUAUAAGAACAUAUAAUUGAUCUAUAUAAUAGAGACGAAUAGCUUCUUUGCACAGUGUAUUUUCUCAGAGAGGUUCUAGGGAGUUCCAGUACAAAUACUUGUCUUCAUUUUCUCAGUACACAGGCAAAAAGUAGAGACAGAAUAUAGCUGGUUCCACGAUGUGAAAGUGAUUCACUUUCUGAGAUUAUCUUUAUUAUUGCAUUUCAAGUGGAAGGGUCCGGUAGAAUUUGACAAUUUCUAAAUUGUCAAUACCUUAAUAUAGCGGACAGCUGCCCAAAUGAUCAGAAAUUACUUUUUGUCAUGGAAAAUCAAGACAGUAGCAGUGGGAUAAAAAUCUAUGGUUUUUCAUGCUCAGAAGGAAGUACUGAAAUGAAGCUGCAUCAUUUAUAUAAAAAUACAUGGGCUCAAGCUCACUUAGUCUCAUGUAUUCAAGGUUCAGAGUAGUGGAUUUGGGAAGUAUUUGUGUGCUUAUCCUUAGCGUAGCCCCAUUUGAUUAUUAUCUUGUGUGUGUAGUUGAGAGGAUGGCAUCCCUGAACUGAAAAUUAAUGUGCCAACUUUCUAGCACAUGGAUUUAUAACUGACAUCUUGAGAAAACCAGGCAUUGUCAGCAGGGAAGCACAAGACAAAAGGCAUAGUAAAUGUUGGGUGAUAGUUUAGUGUGCAAUGGGAUAUGCUCCAUGAGUCUUGAAAUGUAUAGUUUCCUUACUAUAGAAAAUCUACUUUAAGUACUAUGAAGAACAUUUUGCAAUUAUAUUACCUGAAAGCUAUAUUUAUAAUGGACUUUUUGGGAAAACCGAAAAUUGUCAGUAGGGAAGUGCAAGACAAAAGGCAUAGUAAAUGUUGGAUGAUAGUUUAGUGUGAUUGCACACAUAUUUCCUAUUCUCAAUUUGCAAUGGGAUAUGCUCCAUGAGUCUUGCAAUUUAUUGUUUCUUUACUACACAGAAAUGCUGCGUUCUGUAUUAUGAAGAACGUUUUACAACUAUAUUACCUGAAAGCUGCAAUGUUGUCAACAUAGUUUUGUACAUUAUCCUAUUUUGUACACGACACUAUCAGGUAUUGGCUAAUUCUGUGUUUCCAUGCUGCCCAUAUAAGGUAUAUCUGCAUUUCUGAGCCAUUUAAUCAGAUUCUAUACAGGCCCCCUCCUUUGAAAGUGACUGUGGUCAUUUGACCACAUAUUUAUUUUUGCAGCUCAGCAGGGUUCAGUAUAAAUGAAGAUAAAAUUAUAGUGUUCCCAAAAUGGAAGAAAGCCUUUGAUUUUCUUUAGAUGUUUUUUUUAAAA
Anolis sagrei ordinatus is the source of this 6145-nucleotide messenger RNA. It is a transcript of the gene TRIM33, whose product is annotated as tripartite motif containing 33. Gene Ontology annotation, cellular component: chromatin. NCBI's taxonomy places the organism in Eukaryota, Metazoa, Chordata, Lepidosauria, Squamata, Anolidae. Gene Ontology annotation, molecular function: zinc ion binding; protein binding. The record is from RefSeq and is a predicted model, not a curated record.